Molecule: messenger RNA, 966 nt
Organism: Hirsutella rhossiliensis
Lineage: Eukaryota; Fungi; Ascomycota; Sordariomycetes; Hypocreales; Ophiocordycipitaceae
Product: zinc-binding dehydrogenase domain-containing protein
Exons: 5
Coding region: 1-966 (321 amino acids)
Molecular function (GO): oxidoreductase activity; zinc ion binding
Source: RefSeq, a predicted model, not a curated record
AUGUCGCUCCCUGACUCGUACCGAGCCUGCGUCCUCGAGAAGCCAGGAGACGGCUGGGCCCUCCGCAGUGUCCCUCUUGAGCAUCCAAGCCAAGGAGAAAUAUUGGUCAAGGUCAUAUGCUGCGGUUUCUGUCUCACAGACUCCAGCACUCAGAAGGGGUCCCUGGGUCCAAUGGUCAAAUGGCCCACCGUUCCCGGCCACGAAUUCAUCGGCGACGUUGUCGAGGUCGGCCCCGGAGUGACAAAACAAUGCAACCAGGGCUUCUUCCAAGGCUGCAAAAACCAGCUCAUCAAUGGCGUAUCGAGGGCGGGCGGCUUCGCCGAAUACUGCAAUCUUCGGAGCGAGGCUGCCGUCAAGUUGCCAAAAGAUGUCGACCCUAUUGAGGCCGCAUCCCUUCUCUGCGCCGGCCUGACCGUCUUCAACUCGAUACGCCACCAAAAUAUCACGCCUGGAGAGACAGUUGUCAUCCAGGGCAUAGGGGGACUGGGUCAUCUUGGGAUUCAGUAUGCUCGUAAGAUGGGUUUCCGGGUAAUCGCCGUCUCCACCAGCGACUCGAAAAAGGAGUUUGCCAUGGAGCUUGGGGCACACCACUAUAUCAACUCGAGCAAGAGUGACGUAACAGAGGAGAUCAAUAAUCUCGGCGGAGCCAAGUUGGUCGUGCUAACGGCUCCGAACCCCGAACUGAUGGGGCAGUAUACGGCCUGCCUGACAUGGCUGGGCAAACUCUUGGUCUUGGCGCCCGUCGGAGACAUCACCAUUAACUCGGCUCACCUUGUACACUCUUCGACGUCGGUGCAAGGCUGGCAUGCAGGUCACGCCCAGGAUUGCGAGGACACAAUCGAAUUCGCUCGCCUUCACAACAUUCGCUGCCUGGUGGAAACUUUCCCGCUGGACAAAAUCCAGGAAGCCGCCGAGCAUUUAAACCAAUCGAAAGCCCGCUUUCGGGUUGUGCUAACCAUGGAGUAA